AUGGAUAUGAAGAAAGAAUUUGAGGAGGCGGUAAGAGUGAUAGCCCAGAUCGAUUGGAGCUCAACGUCUCGUAGGGCGAUAGAAAUACUUGAAACAACCACACGGUAUCUUGGGGGCCUGUUAUCUGCCUACGACCUUUCCAGAGAGGCGUCACUACUAGCGAAAGCGCAAGAGCUAGGCGACAUGCUGUAUAUGGCCUUCGACACCCCGAGUCGCAUGCCAUCAGUUUGGCUGGAUCUUGAGAAGGCUAAGAAUGGUCAGCUCGUAGCGGAAAAGAACCAGCCGGCAGCAUCAGCAACAGGGCUAUUUCUCGAGUUCACUCGCCUUUCUCAGGUUGCACAGAAUGCUAAAUAUUACGAUGCGGUUGCGCGCAUCGUAAACGUUUUACAUGAUUGGCAGAACCUUACCAAGGUGGUUGGGAUGUGGCCCUCGUAUUUUGAUCUGCAGGACACGACUUUCAACCACGACAACGUCUUUAGCCUCGGCGUUUCAUCUGGUGUCACAUAUGAAAACAUUGUCAAAAUGUAUGCUCUACUUGGUGGCACAGACAGCAGAUAUGAAGAAAUGUACCGUAGUGCUUCGGAAGCAAUAGUCAGAACGCUUCUAUUUCGUCCUAUGACACCAAGAAAGUUGGAUGUCGUCUUCCCUGGCACGUUUCGUGUUGCCAACAAAGAACCGCUGGACCCAGAAAUUCAGCACUUAGCUUGUUUUGCAGGCGGUAUGUUCGCACUCGUUGGCAAAAUAUUCAACGUUACGGAACACGUCAAUCUUGGAGCACGGUUGACUAACGGCUGCAUGUGGACUCACAAGGCCUUUCCACAUGGUGUCAUGCCUGAAGCAUUUACUAUGGUACCUUGUGAGCUCGAUGGCUGCAAAUGGGACGAAACAAGAUGGCGAAAAUCGAUUGAAGACAACACCUACGAAGGCCGCGAAGAUCUCCCGAUGGGCUUCGUCAGCGCUCGUGAUCCAUCCUAUACUCUGCGCCCUGAGGCAAUCGAAAGUAUGUUCAUUUUGUACAGGAUUACAGGACACCAGGAGUACCGCGACAACGCGUGGAAGAUUUUUCAGGAAAUCCAAAAAGCUACUGAGACCGACGAUGGCAACAGGGUAGCUGCUGAUGUAACCACCAAGGGCAAACUACAGCAACGCGAAUUUUCCGAGGCAAGCUUUUCCUUCAGCAUUACUGGAGUCGUCACUAACAUUUUGCAGAGCUAUUGGUUAUCCGGUACAUUGAAGUACCUCUACUUAAUGUUCUCAGCGCCCGAAGUCAUUAGUCUGGACGAUUAUGUGCUUAGUACUGGAGGUCAUCCAUUUCGUAUACCGAAGCGAUGA
Messenger RNA from Lithohypha guttulata, 1332 nucleotides. RefSeq lists its product as uncharacterized. Gene Ontology annotation, biological process: mannose trimming involved in glycoprotein ERAD pathway; carbohydrate metabolic process. The transcript has a single exon. Bases 1 to 1332 code for a protein of 443 amino acids. Gene Ontology annotation, molecular function: mannosyl-oligosaccharide 1,2-alpha-mannosidase activity; calcium ion binding. The record is from RefSeq and is a predicted model, not a curated record. Gene Ontology annotation, cellular component: membrane; endoplasmic reticulum. NCBI's taxonomy places the organism in Eukaryota, Fungi, Ascomycota, Eurotiomycetes, Chaetothyriales, Trichomeriaceae.